ACAAAUCCUUCCUUGUAAGCGUGCGCAAAUGACCAGCGGCCAGGAACCAGGAAGAACGCAAAACCAUGUCGCUGUGCUUUACCGACGAGCAAUUUCAAGACGCUUGGGGGGAACUGGACGAACCUCAGCUAGACGGGGGUUGGGAGUUUUUCACAGAAACCAUGGGCGUCAAAAUUUACCGAUUGUUCGACAAGGAAACGGGACUUUAUGAGUACAAAGUAUUCGGCGUCCUCUCCUCUUGCGACCCGGACCUGUGUGUCGAGGUAUAUAUGGAUUUGGCAUAUCGGAAGCAAUGGGACGGCUACGUGAAAGAACUUUAUGAGAAGGACUAUGAUGGACAGACAUCAAUCUACUGGGAGGUGAAGUACCCGUUUCCUCUGUCAAACAGAGAUUAUGUGUACAUGAGGGAGAGGAGGUUGCUGAAGCCAGAGGGCAGGAGGAUCUGGGUGGUUUUGGCCCAGAGCUCCUCUGUGCCUCAAUGCCCAGAGAAAAGUGGCAUCCUGAGGGUCAAGGACUACAAGCAGAGCCUGGCCAUGGAGAGCGACGGUGCCUCUGGGACCAAAGUAUUCAUGAACUACUUCGACAACCCAGGCGGUUCAAUUCCAACCUGGCUGAUCAACUGGGCUGCCAAGAGCGGUGUGCCUGCAUUCCUUACUGACAUGCAGAAGGCCUGCAAAAAUUACCCAGAAUAUUGUAAGAAAAGCAAGAAGUAACUGCACAGAGGUCACCAUGGGGUCAUCACUGGGUCACCACAGGGUUGCCAUGAGGUCACAAGAGCUGCCUUUUCACCUCUUCCUUCCCCCCAUUGUGGUGUCUACUGUAAACCUACUGUAGGAGGUAGUAAUCAGAAUGCAGCUCAACAGGGCAUUGUGAGCUACAGUAUAUUUAGGAUUUUGUGUAAUUUUAAUAUGUAACUGAUAGAGUGUUCAGUCCUCAGUACUCAGGGGUCUGGUGUCUACACGCUACUGUAAGACUGGGUGACAAAGGCUUAAAACAACAUCCAUCAGGAACUAAAUACACACCAUAAAAGUGAGAAAAAGGAAAGCAAUGACAAGAAGAAAGAGUGAGAGAAGGGAGGUAGAAUGGAGUGGGAAAGUAAAGGGUUAAUGAAGAUGGCUGAAUGGUACUUCCAGGUGUUCUUUAAAACUGAUGUAUUCAGGUCAAAUUCAGUCAUUUGUUUUCAAUCGAUAACCUGGUCACAUCUGGGGCCUCUGAGUCAGAGACUAGUUAUGUCUUGGGGGGCUUAGGUGGAGGGACGUGAUAGAGCCAUAACCAUGGAUAUCACCCCAAAAAUCCUGAUCAACUACAUGAGAGGUGCUCUGAGAUGACUGCAUGACCCAGGUUUUGUCCUGUCUGCUUGGCCUGUAUUUAUUAAUCUGUCAAGAUUUUCUUUCUUGGUUUGAAAGUGUUCUCCUGUGGUAUGUUUUAAGUAAUUCUAGCACGAGGUGUUUUUAUCUUGUGGUUUGUGGUCUUUGUUGUUAUGUGAAAAUGGAUGCUUGAUUGGGGAGUGUGAUCAAAUGAAAGGUAUAUUGGCAUUAUUUUUGCGCUGAA
Megalops cyprinoides (Indo-Pacific tarpon) is the source of this 1551-nucleotide messenger RNA. RefSeq names its product phosphatidylcholine transfer protein. Lineage: Eukaryota; Metazoa; Chordata; Actinopteri; Elopiformes; Megalopidae. Bases 66 to 713 code for a protein of 215 amino acids. The record is from RefSeq and is a predicted model, not a curated record. Gene Ontology annotation, molecular function: phosphatidylcholine intramembrane carrier activity; phosphatidylcholine binding. The transcript has 6 exons.